AUCUCCACCCUUCUUCAUAUAGGAGUAUAACAUUAAAAUUUGAGUUCCCAACCUCCUUUGAUUUCUUUUCUUCUCAUCAACUAAAUUUCAAAAUUAGGAUAAGUUUAACGGUUUGAUAAAAAAAAUCCUAUUUAGUGGAUAAGAUGAUAACAAUCAUCAAGUUUUCUACCCUCUUAUAGUUAAUCCCCUUCCUAAAAUCUGUAUCUCUUCGAAUAUUAUCCUUUUUCUCAACAAAUUUUUUGAUUCUCUGAACAAGUAGUGUAUAUAUCCGAAAUUUUCUCACACUUUUCCAACUCAACAUUAUAGCAGCUUAAUCAGUAUUCAGUAGUAGUACUGUUGAGUAAGAGUAGUAUAGUUUUAGUACUCUCAGUGAAUUUGGAUGGACCCCAUUGUAGAAAUGGAGGCUAAGCUAGCCCAAGACCCGCACCCGCAGUCGCCCUCGGCGAAGCGGGUUUGGGUCCCAGGCCCGGUGAUCGUUGGUGCAGGCCCAUCGGGCCUGGCGGUGGCGGCAUGCUUAAAAGAAAGGGGGAUCCCUAGGUUGAUCCUAGAGCGGGCCCAGUGCUCGGGCUCGCUCUGGAAAAACCGAACCUACGACCGGCUUAGGCUCCACCUUCCGAAGCAGUUCUGUGAGUUACCUCACCUCCCAUUCCCACAAAACUUCCCUACUUACCCAAGCAAGGAGCAAUUCAUCAGUUACCUUGACUCAUACGCAACCCACUUCAACCUCAAGCCCCUCUUUGGGCGGGCUGUGGUUCGGGCCUGUUACGAUACUCGAAACGAGCUGUGGCGGGUGCUGGUGGCGGGGCCGAAAAAAGAGGUGGUUGAGUAUAGUUGCCAGUGGUUGGUGGUGGCAACAGGAGAGAAUGCAGAGGCCUUUGUACCUGAGAUUGAAGGAAUUGAGGAUUUUGUAGGGCCUAUUAUUCACUCAAGUGAGUAUAAGAGUGGUACUGAUUUUAGUAACAAUAAGGUUUUGGUGGUUGGUUGUGGAAAUUCAGGUAUGGAGGUUUGCUUGGAUCUUUGCAAUCAUAAUGCUUAUCCUUCUUUGGUUGUUAGGGAUUCUGUACAUAUACUCCCACAACAAAUGCUAGGAACUUCAACUUUUGGAUUGUCAAUGUGCUUGCUAAAGUGGUUUCCACUUAAGCUAGUGGAUCAAUUUUUGCUCUUAAUCUCUCGUCUAAUGCUUGGUGAUACGGCCCAAUUAGGAAUAACUAGGCCCACAAUUGGCCCCCUUGAAUACAAGAGCAUCGCAGGAAAGACUCCAGUGUUGGAUAUCGGGACACUUGCUAAAGUCAAAGCUGGGAAUAUCAAGGUUUUUCCGGGAAUUAAAAGAUUAACACGUCAAGGAGCAGAGUUUGUUGAUGCAAGAAUGGAGAAUUUUGAUGCUAUUAUUCUUGCCACAGGUUACAAAAGCAACGUACCAUCUUGGUUAAAGGAAACCACUAUGUUCUCUAUGAAAGAUGGAUUUCCGGAGGGAUGGAAAGGCGAGAACGGGCUAUAUGCCGUAGGUUUUACCAAACGCGGCUUGCUUGGUGCUUCGCAUGAUGCUUUAAAAGUAGCUGAGGACAUCGAUCGAGAUUGGAAAAGUAAGACAAAGCAAAUUAUAAUGCAACAACGAUCAUUUUUUUGACUCAAAGAGCUCAUAUUACAAGUGCCACACUGCCACAUGUUUUUUGGAUGUUACAACUUUUGGUUUUUUUUUUGGGUUUAAGUAUAUAAUGAGUCCAUGUAUAUAUUUGUGUAAAUACUCCUAGAGGUGCCCUUGGGAGGCAAAAUAGAAAGAGUUAGGAUAGUUUAUAUUUAAGUAGAUUCAUCCUAGGUUCAAUUUAGCACAUAUGCUUCAAGGCAAUAUUGUAAUGGUGGUCACUUGCAAUAUAUAUGUAUGUGUUCCCAUCGAUUUUGGAAUAAAUAACUUUAAUUAACUUUUUUUUUUUGUGUAUAGACGAUCAUCUUUAUUGUAUUUUCAUCAUGUUACAAUAUU
Molecule: messenger RNA, 1978 nt
Organism: Beta vulgaris subsp. vulgaris (sugar beet)
Lineage: Eukaryota; Viridiplantae; Streptophyta; Magnoliopsida; Caryophyllales; Amaranthaceae
Product: indole-3-pyruvate monooxygenase YUCCA2
Exons: 4
Coding region: 380-1627 (415 amino acids)
Molecular function (GO): flavin adenine dinucleotide binding; NADP binding; N,N-dimethylaniline monooxygenase activity
Source: RefSeq, a predicted model, not a curated record